AUGAAGGGAGACCUAGACUAUUCUCCGAAACUAGAAACCGGUGAUGUCAAGCAUGUCUCCGGGCUUAGUACUAUACUGGUAGCAACAAUUCAGGAAGCAAAAGAUAGGAUUUCUCAGAUAGAAUACAUAUUCUGCAACCAGCUUUACCCGAAUUUCCAAACGAAAUCUAAGAGCUUGCAGAAGAUUUAUUUGGAUGCGGAAGGGGCAUGGAAAGAGAGGGAAACAGAUCUCUUGGAGCAAAUUGAGAAGCUUCGGGUUGAGAAGCAGGAAGUUGUUGAAGAAAACAAGCUUCUCAAGAUUGGGAAGGAAAAGUUGGUGGGGGAGCCGAAUGAGAAGGCAAAUGUGCUGCUUGCUGUGCUAAGAAAUAGAGAAUCGAGAAUUGAUGAGCUGGAACAGGAGGUUAUGAAGAAGUCUAAGGAAGUUGAUGAGGGGAUGGAAUUGCACAACAAGUUACUUCAAUUGCUUCAAACCAAGGCGGCUAUGAUUGUGGAUAAAGGGAGGGAAUUGAAAAGGAACGAGGAGAAAACCAAUGAGGUGCUUGUCAAAGCGAAGAGCUUAGAGAAAAAUGUGGAAGAGCUACAAGAGGAGGUUAGGAAGAAGACGGAGAAGGUAGCAGAGAAAACAGAGUUAGCAAACAGUUUGAGCGAGAAAGUUUUGUCUCUAUUGUCAUUGAUUGAGGAUAAUGAGAAGUUGAAGACUGAGAAGGAAGAACUUGUGUACACAGUGGAAUCUCUGGACGAGAAUCUUAGUGGACUUAAAAACAAGCUUAGGGAAAAUAUAGAAGAAAUUGAAGGGGGAAGAGUACUGCAAGCAGAAUUACUUCGACAAAUUGAUGUGAAUGCUGUGGAAAUCUUGAGGCAAAAAGAACAGUUAGAGAAGUCUGAGAAUGAUAAAAAGGUGCUUUUGGACAAAGUGAAUGGGUUAGAGGAGAAGGUCAAUGAGCUACAGGCAAAUCUCAGAAGCAGCAGUAAAGAGGCUGAAAGAAAGGUUUCGUAUGAGAAUUUACUUCAUCGAAUUGAAUUGAAGGACUCUGAGUUGCUGGCUGAGAAGACAAAGAUGAGGGAUUUGCAUGGUCUCUACAUGAAGUUGAGGUCUCAAUACAACUAUCUCUGCGCAAAGUCUGGUCUUACUACAAAGAAUAUGCUUAAUGACAAAUUAGAAGAUGAAAGUGGUUCCUUCAAGCAUCAACCGACAACUUCAACUGACUGCAGGAACAAAAAUGUUGAUGCAUCUGCCACAACUUGUGAGAUGAAAGAAGUGAAGACUGAAAAUGAAUUUAGUGAUGGUUUGGUGGAUGAUAAAGUUGUGAAACCAAUUCCAAUUGCUAACUUCAAAUCUCCUACUUGUGGUUUUGUUGCAUCAAAAUGUCCUUCCACUGUAAAAACUGCUCAAAUAAUUGGCGCAAAGCGACCAGCAUCUAGUUGGAUACAUACUAGAUCUCGUCAAGGCAAAGAUGGGCCUGACCCUCAUGAUGAUUUCCUUGAUACCCCAUUGGAGAACCUCAAGGCAGACUUGGACAAAGCCACGACGGAAGAAGUUCAUGAUAAAAACAUGGGCCCUGGCAGUUCAGAUGAUGAAACGCAGGAUAUAAAUGUUGAUCGUGAUCCAGGGGAGCAGCAGAUGCCAGUUCAGAUGGGUGGCAAAAGAGGUUUUAAGUAUGUUGAGCCAGUUCGAAAGAAAGCUGAGCGGCAAAAUUUGAAAGGAGUUGAAUGCAAGCAGUGCAAAAAUUCUACGAUGCAGUUCUUCCCAAUAACGGAGGCAAGUCUACUGGUAGUAAUAAGCAGAACGUCCGCUGUGAGCAUCAUGAUGGUGUUUCUAGGCAUCGAUAUAAUCGUGACCGGAUCUGGUCAUAGCAUAACUGGAUACUCGUCAAAUUCAGUUAAGGCCGAAAUUGCUUAA
Dovyalis caffra is the source of this 1899-nucleotide messenger RNA. Lineage: Eukaryota; Viridiplantae; Streptophyta; Magnoliopsida; Malpighiales; Salicaceae. The record is from the annotation of a GenBank genome assembly.